Naegleria fowleri is the source of this 2214-nucleotide messenger RNA. RefSeq lists its product as uncharacterized. The record is from RefSeq and is a predicted model, not a curated record. Gene Ontology annotation, biological process: signal transduction; regulation of GTPase activity. Gene Ontology annotation, cellular component: cytoplasm. NCBI's taxonomy places the organism in Eukaryota, Heterolobosea, Eutetramitea, Acrasida, Naegleriidae. The coding region runs from base 1 to 2214 and encodes 737 amino acids. The transcript is spliced from 3 exons.
AUGGUUGGAAUUAAACUCAAACUUACCUCAUCUGAAUCUCCCAGUAAUAGUCCUUCCACUCCUGUGCUCAACACCCCUUCAAAGAAGAAGAAGAAAAAUAACAAGAAGAAGGACAAAGAUGGAGUUUUGGAUCCAUCCGUUCCUCAUCUAUUCGGUCAGUCUUUAAACUCUCAACUUCAUUCCAUACGUACUGCACUACUCAUCCAAGAGGAUGAUCCUUCCUGUUCUGGCGGAAAACGCUUUGUUGUGUAUCCGAAAUUGUUAUGGCUCUGUUUGAAUUGGCUUGAAAAUAAUCCAGAUUGUACGAAUAUGGAGGGUAUUUUCCGAUUGAGUGGACAAGCAUCUCUCAUCAAUUCUGUUAAAGAGCAAUUAUCGAAAGGAAAAUUUGACAAUAUACCCAAAUUGGAGGGCUAUGAUUCCGAUUCGGAUGAUGAUGAAAGUUUUGGAACACCUACAGCAGAGGAUGAAAUUUCAAAAUCCAAUAUGCGUGAAAACAAACUCAUUCAAAAAUUCCUUGUGUACUUUUAUCCCAGUUCUGUGGCUCCAGAGUCCAUUUCGUUUGGCCUUCUCAACAAACAACCUAUUGUUAACAAUUUUAUUGAAAUUCCUGAAAUUAAUUUUGAAGAAUUAUUCCCACAAAACACAAUCAAUAACGUUUCAAGUUUGUUGAAAAUGUAUAUCAGAGAAUUACCUGAGCCACUCAUGACUUUUGAUCAUUAUGAUAUGUUUAUUGCAAGUGACGGCAUUCCUGACGACAAUGUACGACUCCAAGUCAUUCGAAACGUUUUACGAUUUUUACCAAGAUCCAACUAUUUCAUUUUGAAAAAGCUUUGUGGAUUCUUGCAUAGUGUUCAUGCCAAUUCAUCCGUGAACAAGAUGGAUGCUUCCAAUUUGGCCAUUGUUUUUGCUCCAAAUAUUCUUCGGCCUCCUCCCAUGUAUUGCAAUGUUUUACAAAUGCAAUUGAGCGAGGCCAGAUUUGCCACUUCUCUCACUCAGAGCCUUAUUUCUGAAUAUGAAUUCUUUUUUGGUGCUGAAGAUGUCAAACCAAAACUGGAGGCACAAAAAACGCCAACACCUCCUCCAAACAAACCAAAAAGAUCAACCUCUAAUGAAACCAAUAAUAAGACAAUUUCCGUGUUGUCCUCAUCGGCUUCGCCACAGUCACCAUCAAAUUCCUCUGUUGUGAUCUCGAGCGAUGGAAGUAGCACGGAAGAUGUGAUGCCACCUAAUGAUACUCCAACAACUGUAAAUAUUAUUCAACAACAAUCAUCACUUUCAGGCUUAAAGAAACCACCAAUACCAAGCAAAACAAAACCCUCUCCUUCAGUUUUUAUUCCAUCUCAGAAUGGUGGCAGCAAUGGUAACAACGUGAAUGAAUCAUCACCUAAACAACAAAAUACUAGAUGGAUGAGUCCAAAACCUCCUCCCAAUGGGCUCAAAGAUUCCUCACGUUCCGUAUUUGUGGCAUCUGCCAACCACAACGGCAGUAGUCGAUCAGAUACCAAUGUUCGCUCUGUCAUUGAGAAUAUGAAUACACUUCACACGAGCAAACAAGCAACUGCUGAAAUCAAAAGACUCUCUCGUGUUAUGAAGGCAGGAGAUAUUUGUCUCGAUGAUCAAUCCUUAAAGUCAACAACGUUAUCGUCCUUCAAUAAUGACACUGCACAGAAUAAGAGAUUACCUGUACCACCACGAAAGAUAACAGUUUUCACUGAGGCCACUGCAAAACAACCUUCCACCACUCAAACAACCAAGAAUGAAAUGUUUGCCAUUCCACCCAGAACAGUGUCACCAAGGAAGACAACAGUUACGAAUAGUGUUGCCACCACCGCCACCACUACGACCAUCAAGUCACAACCAACCAAACCUCCAACCCCCUCUAGAUUUGCAGGAGCUUAUUCGUCGACAAAGCCGCCAGUGGGGUCAUCCUCGUCACAAACAUCCACGCCAACAACAACCACUUCUACAGUUACCCCACCCAAACCUCUUCCACCACCCAAAUCAUCAUCCUCUUCGAGUGCUACUGGUAGUAGACAUCAAAAUGAGUCUCCAGUUCUUCCUCCAAGAAGGUCACUUGACGAGGAAAAGAAAUUUCCUGGUAAUAGCCUUAAGAACAAUCCGUUCAUUAAGCAAGAUGUUUCAUCCUCUGCGACGACCUCUUCAUCAUCCGGUGCUACCCGCGCCCCACCUCCAUUACCAAGGAAAAAACAAUAA